AUGGAACCAGAAGCCGGUACUUCGAAGGAUCAAGAUGGGAAUGUUUCAGACACUAAUUCAGUGGAAGCCAUUGAACAAAAGAUUCUUGCAUUGGCUCAAGCUUGACCAAAAGGUAUAUCGGACAAAGAUUUGACAAUUGAAAUACCAGAUUUGCAGCCUGCUCAAAGAGCCCAAAUUAUAAAUAAACUGUUAUCUCUGGGUCAUUUUGACUUAUUUAAACAAGGUGGUUCCUUGUUGUAUCGUUUAACAGAUCCUUCCAAAGCAAAAAUAGCAAAAGGUGCAGACAAUGAAGAAAAGAUUGUCAAUACCAUAAUUGAAGAAGCAGGAAACAAGGGAAUAUGGAUUAGAGACAUACGAUUCAAGUCUAACUUAAUGCCAACCCAGUUGAAUAAGAUUUUGAAAAGCUUAGAAACUAAAAAAUUUAUCAAAGCUGUCAAGUCUGUAGCAGCAAGCAAGAAGAAGGUUUAUAUGUUGUAUAAUUUGGAACCAGACACAUCUGUAACAGGUGGUGCCUGGUAUCAAGACCAAGAUUUUGAGGCAGAAUUUGUAGAUGUUCUCAAUCAGCAAUGUUAUAGAUUUUUAGAAAAGAAACGUGAACAAAUGAAUUCUUGCAGAGGUGGACCAAUUGCAGCUAGAAAUGUUACAUUUGCUUUAUCCAAAGAAGUUUGGAAGUUCAUUUCUGAUCUAGGAAUAAGCAAG
Molecule: messenger RNA, 699 nt
Organism: Dufourea novaeangliae
Lineage: Eukaryota; Metazoa; Arthropoda; Insecta; Hymenoptera; Halictidae
Product: DNA-directed RNA polymerase III subunit RPC6-like
Exons: 2
Biological process (GO): transcription by RNA polymerase III
Cellular component (GO): RNA polymerase III complex
Source: RefSeq, a predicted model, not a curated record